AUGCCCUCUUCGACUCCAUCUGGGACAACCGACAGACUGGUGUUCUGUCAUUUCAUGAUUGGCAUCACCAGCAACCGCCAGAGCUCAGCAGACUAUGAUGAUGACAUGAAACGCGCCAAAGAUUUGGGUAUUGAUGCCUUCGCCCUCAAUAUUGGCACAGAUCCUUACACCGACACUCAACUUGGCUAUGCCUACGAAUCCGCCGCUAGAAAUGGAAUGAACGUGUUCAUCUCCUUCGACUUCAACUGGUGGCAUAUCAACCAGGGCAGCGCCGUCGGUGCCAAAAUCAGACAGUACGCUGAUCACCCAGCCCAGCUCAAGGUUGAUGGAAAGAUUUUUGUAUCUUCUUUCUCGGGAGACGGCGUCGAUGUUUCGGCUAUGACUUCUGCAGCUGGACAGGACCUCUUCUUUGCGCCUAACUUCCAUCCUGGCCAGGGUGAUUUCAAUGCUAUCCAGGGAGCGCUGAACUGGAUGGCGUGGCCUAGUAACGGAAAUAACAAAGCCCCAUCGGAUGGCAAGAAUGUUACGGUGGCGGAUGGCGAUAAAGCAUAUAUGGAUGCCUUGCAAGGGAAGCCAUACAUUGCCCCUGCCUCGGCGUGGUUCUUCACUCAUUUUGGCGACGAGGUCUCAUACAGCAAGAACUGGGUAUUUCCCUCCGAUCUUCUAUGGUAUAACCGCUGGCGAGAAAUUUUGCAACUGGGUCCCCGAUUCGUGGAGAUCAUUACAUGGAAUGACUAUGGAGAAUCGCACUACAUUGGACCUCUGUCAUCACCUCACACUGACGACGGAUCAUCCAAGUGGGCAAUGGACAUGCCUCACACGGGCUGGCUGCAGAUGUCCAAACCGUUCAUCGCAGCCUACAAAGCCGGUGUCACCGACCCAAUGGACUACAUCACUGAAGAGAAGCUUGUGUACUGGUACCGCCCGACCAAAAAGGACGUCGACUGCGAUGCGACAGACACCACCAUGGAAGGCAAUCCAAACAACUCUAGCGGGAACUUUUUCCGCGGCCGGCCCAACGGAUGGGAAACCAUGACAGACGAGGUAUUUGUCGUCGCACUCCUCAAAUCACCGGCGCGCGUACUCGUACAGUCGGGCGACCAGUCACAAGCCUUCCAGGCGCCUGCAGGUAUCAGCGCAUAUUCCGUACCGAUGGGCAUCGGCCAACAGAAGUUUGCUGUCACCCGUGGCGGACAGACGGUGCUCUCGGGGACCAGUCUUCGAGACAUUGUCGACACUUGCGUGUGCGGCAUCUACAACUUUAAUGCUUACGUGGGGACAUUGCCGGCGCCAGCCACGAUUGACCGGCUCCAGCCCGCGGGGCUGGCUUCGCUUUCGCAGGGGUUGAAGGUGGCGUGCCCGACGAACACAUUGGGGCCGCAUUCCAGCUUUGGUUAG
Messenger RNA from Penicillium maclennaniae, 1398 nucleotides. Its product is annotated as glycoside hydrolase family 71 protein. Lineage: Eukaryota; Fungi; Ascomycota; Eurotiomycetes; Eurotiales; Aspergillaceae. The record is from RefSeq and is a predicted model, not a curated record. The transcript is spliced from 4 exons. Gene Ontology annotation, molecular function: glucan endo-1,3-alpha-glucosidase activity. Gene Ontology annotation, biological process: mating projection tip cell wall disassembly. Bases 1 to 1398 code for a protein of 465 amino acids.